This is a messenger RNA of Callorhinus ursinus (northern fur seal), 591 nucleotides long. NCBI's taxonomy places the organism in Eukaryota, Metazoa, Chordata, Mammalia, Carnivora, Otariidae. The record is from RefSeq and is a predicted model, not a curated record.
AUGUCCCCUCCUGUCUUGGGGACGCUCCCUGGUCGUGAGGCCUCGGGGACCCCUGACCCUUCCGGGUCCCCCGCACCCCGGGCUCAGGCCCCCCUCUCGCUUUCCUCCCUGUACGCUCACGUCCCCUGUGUGCCGACGACGCGCCCUGUCCACCCCGUCGUCGCCCACCUGGAGCGGAGCAGCCCCCUCCACUAUGGCCUCCCGGUCGCCCCCACAGUCCGUCCCCCCCCUCGGUGGCCACCAGAGGGCGCCAGCGCGCGGUGGACAGCCCAGGCGCCGUCGGGGCCUCGGGCUCAAGAUGGUUCCGCUGCCGCUUCCGAGGGCAGGGCGGCGGCGCCGGCGAAGCUCCCGGAGGCUCCAGGCCGGGCCGCCCGCGUCCUCCAUCCCUCCUCCCGCGGCCGCCCGGCCCGGCCCUUGCGUCCGCGGCGGCCCUCGGUCCCUCGAGGGCCGGCGUUUCUGGUCAGGCGAGCCGCGGCCAGCCGCUCCCGAGGUCCCUUGCGGCGGCGUCCCGGGGGCCUGCGGGGGCCUCGGAGCAAGAUGGCGGCGGCGGGGUCCGUGAGGCGCGGGCGGCGGCGACCGCGGCGCCAGUGA